This is a messenger RNA of Alternaria atra, 504 nucleotides long. RefSeq lists its product as uncharacterized. Gene Ontology annotation, cellular component: ribonuclease H2 complex. Bases 1 to 504 code for a protein of 167 amino acids. NCBI's taxonomy places the organism in Eukaryota, Fungi, Ascomycota, Dothideomycetes, Pleosporales, Pleosporaceae. The record is from RefSeq and is a predicted model, not a curated record. The transcript is spliced from 2 exons. Gene Ontology annotation, biological process: RNA catabolic process.
AUGCUGUCAAUUCAGCCCUCCAAACCUCAAAAAUGCACACCAAGCCUGCUCCCCGCGCGGAUAAACCACAACGGCCCUAUAAACGAUGCAGAACGAUACUGGAAGCCUGAGACAGAUGAAAAAGGAAAGCGACACGCAUACUUCCGAGGUCGACACCUACACGGCACUACGCUCCCCCUUCCUAAGAACUAUUCCGGCGCCAUCUUACACAUUACCGAUAAGCAAUUACCGCAAAGUCGAACACAACCACAAGAACAGUCUGUAGACGAGGACGACGAAGACGUCGAGGUAGAAGAGAGCAUACCUGUGGAAGUUAAAAUCGCGGAACAAAUAGGAGAAUUUGACCAAGUCGUUGUCUGGGGCCACGGAGGCGAGGUGGAUGAGGGCGGCGAUGCGUUUAUCAGGGGGAUGAAUGAAUGGGUUGGGUUUGCGGAGAGCAUGCAUGUCCAUGAAGAUGAAGAUGAGCAAGAUGGGGAUAUAAAGCCAGAGAAUAAGAGCGUCUAA